Venustampulla echinocandica is the source of this 915-nucleotide messenger RNA. RefSeq lists its product as uncharacterized. The transcript is spliced from 4 exons. The record is from RefSeq and is a predicted model, not a curated record. Lineage: Eukaryota; Fungi; Ascomycota; Leotiomycetes; Helotiales; Pleuroascaceae. The coding region runs from base 1 to 915 and encodes 304 amino acids.
AUGAGAUUCUCCGCCGGAUUAGCACUGUGCGCCGCGCCAUUGGCGUUGGCUGGGUUACUACAAGCAGAGAUGCCCAAACGAGCAGUGGAGGUCCAGGUCUCAAACUCGAACUCAAACUCGCGCGGCGGUAACGGUAAUGGCAACGGCAACGGCAACAACAGGGGCAACAAUAAUGCAGUAGGCGUAACAGAAGUCAUCAUCGUUUGGGUCAACAACGGAGGAGGAGCGGCCACAAACACCGUCAACUCAGCCGUUGCGGCCGCAACUGCGGGAGGGGCGGCGGCAACACAUACCGUUGUCGUUGGUGGAAGUGCCGGUCUGCAAUUCACACCCAACACUCUCAGUGCAGCAGUUGGAGAUAUGGUUGUCUUCACAUUCAUGUCAGCCAACCACACUGCCACCCAGUCUGCCUUCGACACCCCUUGCGAUCCUUUGGCAGGCGGUAUGGAUUCUGGAUUCAUGCCCAAUGCGAACAACUCCGUGGUGCCACCACCCCAGAUGGCCAUGCAAGUCUCAGUAGCUACCCCAUUGUGGUUCUACUGCAGGCAAGCCAAGCAUUGCGGAAAGGGCAUGACCUUCUCCAUUAACCCAUCUGCCAACAAGACUCAGGCCGCCUUCCAACAACUAGCCAUCGCUCAAAAGGGUGAAGGCGCGACCGCCGCCAUCGUCGGAGGUGCUGGUGCUUCCGGCGCUGCCCCUGCCGCUGCCGCUCCAGCAGCUACCAACGCUGUCGCCCCCCCUGCCAACGCUGCUGCACCCGCCAACAUGGCUGCCGGAACUGGUACCAAUGUCAACGGCGAGUGCGCUUGCUCUUGCCUGUGCGGUCCCGGCUCGUUCCCCAGCUCCGCUGUUCAAGGUGUCGGUGGUUUCGGCGGCGUGCCAGGUGCCAUGCCAAUGGCUGCAAUGAUGGCAUAA